CAAAAUCGAAAGUAAAACCAGAAAACUAAGAUCGCUGGUCGCAUUAAGUCUCGUUACGUUACGCUUGCCACUAUGGUUGGAUAAUGCAUUCAUCUCUACAGUGAAGGUAGUGUGCUCUUGUCCUGUCUCAGUGGGUUUUCUGUCUCUAAGAUGAAGCAUCUCUGUGGGAUGUUUCUCCUUCUGUGCUGCACCAAAGUGACCAAAACAGUGGUUCUUAAAGUUGUGGCUCCACUCAACCCUGUCCUCGGUGUAGUUGGUGAAGACCUGACUCUGCCCUGUUACCUUGAGAACAAUGUCAGUGCUGUGGACAUGGAGGUGCAGUGGCUUAUUGAAAGGACCAACACACUGGUGCAUCAGUACAGAAGACACAUGACCAAUCAAACUGAUGAGCAGCUUCCACAAUACCGUGGCAGGACCAGUCUGUUCCUAGAAGAGCUGCAGAGGGGAAACAUCUCACUAAAGCUCAGAUCAGUCAGCCUCUCAGACACAAACAUAUACAAGUGUUAUGUCAAAGAGGGUCCUCUGACUCUUGAAGAAAAUGUUAAAGUCGAAAUUCAUGAGUUUGGAAAUGAACCUGAGACGUCUGCUGUGAGUCACAAUAACGGCAGUGUCACUCUGCUGUGUGUGUCCACAAACUGGACAACUAAACCUGCAAUUGUGUGGAUGGACGACAAAAGAAAUAUCCUUGCAGGAGAUUUAGAGUACUGCUACAGCAAUGACACCACCCUCUAUGUCCAAAGAAGUGUCACUGUGCAGAAGAAGCAUGGAUACAGCUACACAUGCAGAGUCUCAUACCGGCACCACAGCAAAGAGAAGCUGAUUGAAGUGGAACGGGGCUGGUUUGAUCAACCUCGGGACCAUUGGAUUCUUUUUGCCCCAUUGUGUCUUGUGAUCCUCAUCUUACUCUCAUUGUUGUUCUGUCAAGCUAAGAAAAAAAUGGACAAACACAAAGUUUUGCAGAUGUACAAAAAAUUCCAGAACUCUGAUUCCAGGGUCUUUUCCUUUUACAAUGAGCCUUUGAUCAUUCACGGUCACAGAGAAAUGCACAUUGGGGAGGAAACACCCAUUUCCUCAAAGAAGAAUUAUAAGGAGAUCAAAGUGGAGGGGAUCUUUAAAAACCAAAACGGCCAUCUGGUCAUUCUCCAGGGUGAACCUGGAUAUGGCAAGUCUCUCACUGCAAAGAAGAUCAUGCAAGACUGGGCACAAGGAACCUUCUACUCAGACAUGUUUGAACUGGUUGUUCUCCUGAAGUGUGAUGAGUUGGCUCUCUCAUCACAGAUAAAAAGUUUGUUGGAGCUCAUAAAUGAUGAUCAAAAGUACAAAUCACUGAUUAAUGACAUUCUAGCGGAGUCACCACACAAAGUACUGAUCCUUAUUGAUGGUCUUGAUGAAUUUACUUUCACUGAGGAAGAAGAGAUAAAAUCAUUUCCUACAAAACCACACACCCCAGCCCCAUCUAAAGCUAUUCUCUGUGGCUUGUUGAGUGGACUUAUGCUACCUCAGUCCUCCCUGCUGGUCACCACCAGGCCCUCUGCCUCUGACAGACUAAAUGUUCUGCUCAAAGGACGCACAUGGAGAUUUGCUGAGAUUCGGGGCUUCACAGAACAGGGAGUGGAAAAAUACUUCAAAAAGUUCUUUAAUGGAGAUAAUAUAGGUGUGUUCCAGAAGGUGAAAAAUAAUAAAAUGCUGUUCACCUCCUGCUUUAACCCUUUUUUGUGCUGGAUCACCUGUACAGCUCUGAAGAGGUCAACUGGAAGCUCAGAUGAGCUAGAUAACGUGGGAACAGUAACCUCCAUAUUUUGGGGAUUUAUUACUAUUCUUCUGCAGAAGCAGCCACAAGGUGACACGAGACUGGGCCUCCUUAACCAACUCCAUGAACUAGCCAAAGGAGUGAUAGAAGAAGGCAAAGCCGAGUUUAACUUGAGUGGCUCUCCACUUAAAAAUUGGAACUGUGUUUUUAGGAAUAUUAACACUGACCAGAAGACAACAUACAGAUUUAUACAUCAGAGUUUUGUGGAGUUCUUCUUUGCUCUUGGCUAUGCCAUCCCAGGGAGGGAAGAGCCACAAAAGAUUGAGGAACUCCUGAUUUCAGCACAGAGUAACGUUUUAAAUUCAGAGUUUUACCUUCAGCCUGUUCUGGAGUUCCUAUUUGGUUUGUCAAAUGAGGAAGUCAGAGCCUCUCUUUGCAGCACAUGUGGACUUGAAUACCCUACAUCACCCCAUCAAAGCUCAUUCUGUCUUCAGACUCAGUUGAAGCAGUGGAUCCUGGCUAGAAGGGACAUCUUUUUCAGCCAUAAGAGUUUUUUUCUUUUUCCAUUCCACUGUCUCUAUGAGCUCCACAAUGAACAGUUUGUGGAGGAAGUCAUGCAGCUCUUGGGGAAAAUGCGAUUCCCUUACAUCCCCUUAACUCAUAGAGACUGCUUGGUGAUAUGCUAUUGUCUUGAAGCAUAUCCCUCAAUCAAGAAACUGGAUCUCAGACACUGCAGCCUCACAUCAGAGAAGCUAAAACUACUGCAGCCUGUGUGGGCUACGUUGGAGUGUUGUACACUUUGGAUAACUGCUGACGGAUUGGAUAACACUGACAUUUUUGAGUUGGUGUCAUCUCUGGAGGGAACCCUUUCAAGCCCAUCUAAGCUGAAUGAACAAAAGUCUGUGAAUUUACAAUUUCUGUCAGUGAAGAGCUUCACACUAGACACUGCCUCCAAUUUGUUAAAGGUAUUCCAAAGGACAAAACAUCUCUUCUGUAUGAGCCUGGAAAUGGAUGAGACAGCUGGUGCUGACAGUUUCUGCUCCUCCUUCUCUGCAGAAAGAGAUGAACUCCUUUUCACUCUGACGGUUGGAUACCAUAAAGCAAAACACAAAGAUCCGCAACCCGAAAUCCUCCUCAUCACUCUCGUCCUGCCUGCUGCUGAGGCUCCCAGAGAGGCAUCAUCUGAGCCUGCAUAUGACUGGGCAAAGUUAGGACAGGAUGUCCAAAGCCUAAGGCAGGGGAAUAGUCUGCAACAUCUUAUUCAUGAUCUGAAAAGGCUGGACAUUGGAGUGAAUUACCUGCCACAAGACUGGGCCUCUAAUAUCCUCAGCUACAUACAUCCAAAUAAAAAUACUCAUUCCAACCUAAUGGACAUUAAUGUCUGGGCAGCUGAUGAGACAAACAAUAAUGGAGCAGGUGCAUUCUCUUCUCUUAAAUUGAAAAGAGUCACUGAUGAAACCUUCAGACUGGAAACGAGAGUCUCAGAGGAUAAGAAAAAUCCAGAAGUAUCCAGACCUCACAAACAUGCAGACCUAUUACGCACACUGCCAGAAAUUGCGGGGCAGCUGAGGAGACUGGACAGAACAAACACAUCUAGCACUGUCUGGAGAAGAGCUGCUGCACACUCUCAUCAGCCCUGUACGGAGACAGAUGGUGGAUGGCAAGUUUUACAUGACUUUCAAACAAAACUUUCCAGUUUGAUAAGAAAAUUGAGCUCAGAUGAGUCAACCAUCUCUCUCACCUUACCGACCGCAGAAGUAUCCGACCAUGAUAAAUCUUCAGACCUCAUCAGCAAUAUCCUCAGAUUAGGAGCUGUACCUGAAAAGUACAAAGAAGAACCGGAUGAGAGUGCACAAGGUUUCCUCUCCAUAUCCAAUAUGGAAGACAUUAAACUGAGGGUGAAGUGUAUCUCUGAGAGCUUGGCUACAUCGAUCCUCUCCUUCUGCAUUAAGCAGAAGAAGAUGCUUAUUUCCAUUAAGACCCAGUCAAAUAGACAUGUGGACAGUCUUUGUUCAAGACUCACUGUGGAAAAAGAUGAGAAGGAAUUCAAGUUGUCAGUUAUGGAUGGACGAAUGAGCUCAAGCCCUUACACAGCUCCUGCUCUGUCUGGCAUUAAUCUCCAUUCAGACCCAUUAGUGAACAUGGACUGGCAACGCUUCUGUAGGACAUUUUACACUCUCAGAAGUAUAACAAAGAGCAAUACAGAUGUGGAUGGCCAUGUUGGUGAUUUGCUGUCCUCUCUGUCCUGUCUGCGUGGUUUAAAGACUGUAGACUUGUUUAUGAGCUACUCGAGUGACAGUCUGAAAAACAGCAUUAAGUCCCUUAUGGAACACUGCCCCAGCAUACAAGAAACCAGGGUGUCAUGUGGUGAGAAUGUUCAUUUCAUGGACAAACCUGUUUGGUUAGGACAUGGUGAACACGUUAAUGGACAGUUUGGUUACACAUGCACAAUUAAAAGGGACGAUUUGUAGCCUCCUCCUCAUUCCAGUCAUUCCAGUUCCAACCAGCCUGUAAGACUGUAAAAACGGAGGACUUGGGCGAGUCUGAUGCCAAGUAAUUACAGAGUUGUAUAAUCUUUUUUAAUCAAUUUUCCGUCAAAGGAUUCCCGGGACACUGAAAGACCGGGGAGAACGAAACUUGGUGGGCAUGUAGCCCCACAAGUAGGCCCACCCAUAUCGAUACCGCAGUACUCAAUAAUGUUAUUGCAUAUCGCAUGUUUUCCUAAUAUCAUGCAGCCCUAACGUACACAUACAUAAAGACACACACACACACACAUACACACAAAGACACGUAAACACACACACACGACACGCACAAACACGCAGACAAACACAUAAACACACAUACACACCCUCAUACAUAUG
This is a messenger RNA of Alosa sapidissima (American shad), 4614 nucleotides long. RefSeq lists its product as uncharacterized. The transcript has 22 exons. Gene Ontology annotation, cellular component: cytoplasm. The coding region runs from base 151 to 4221 and encodes 1356 amino acids. Lineage: Eukaryota; Metazoa; Chordata; Actinopteri; Clupeiformes; Clupeidae. The record is from RefSeq and is a predicted model, not a curated record.